GUCUCGGUCAGCGAACCAGCGAACGAUUGCAAUCGAAUACGCAUUUUUGCUUAAGUGUAGAAGCACCUCUUUUCUUUCUUUUCCGCUACGCGUUUAGCCGAUCCUGUGUCUCUCUCCACAGUCGCCUCAGGCGCUGCCCAGCGAUGGAGCCAAACGGAGAUGAGCCGAAGAAGAACGCGUCGGUGCGGCAGCUGCUGCGGCAGCAGCGUGAACUGCAGGAGAAGCGCAAGUUUGGCUUGGCGCCCCUGGCCGUCGACACGGAGACGCAUCAUGAGAUCAGCCCCAACAUUCCUGAGUUCAUUUCACGUGCGCCGUGGUACUACGGUGCCUCCGGCCCCACCUUGGCGCACCAGCAGAAGCAGGGCGGCAGCGGCGGUGAUACGCAGGCCUCCGACGAGGUGCUGCACGACGCGGUGAAUAGAGUUGUUGUGAAGGGGCAGGCGGCGCGCUUCACGGCCGGGGCGUGCAGGAACUGCGGGUCGCGCACGCACCGAACAAACGAGUGCUUCCAGGCCAAGAAGAAAGUGGGGAGCGUCUACACAAACAGGGUCACCGGCGUGGACAUGGAAACGCAGCAGGAGCCGAAGACGUACUCGCAGAAGCGGGAUCGCUUCGUCGGCGACGUCGGCGUCGACUUGAUGCGGGCGGUGCGCGACGACGGCGACAACGACGGCUCCACGGCAACCAGCGGGAGCGCCAGCCCGGCGGUGAAGCAGCACCGGCCGGAGGACGUCUUCGGCACCCGCACCCCCCAGCACGGCGGCGUGGAGGUGAAGGAGCUGCCCAAGUACCUGCACAACUUAGAACAGCACGACGGACUCUUUUUCGACCCCAAGACCGGCUCCAUGCGGGCAAACCCAAACGCGGCGGACAGCACCAAAACCUUCCAGGGCGACCUGGAGCGUUACCGGUCCGGUGACUACUACAACUACGUCGAGUCGCAGCACCGGUUCCUAACGGGGCAGUCGAAGUCGUUUGUGGACUUCGAGUUCGACGAAGCAAUGCGGCGAACGCGUGCGCAGGAGGAGGCAAGCGGCACGGAGACGACGGCGCAGGCCAGGCCGGAGACCGCGCAGGACGUGCUGCUGCGGUCCCUUUACGGUGCCGUCAAGACAGAGGCACCAACGGACGACACGGCCGACUCAGCCCACACUUCCGCCGCGAAGAAUGAAGGCGAGAAACCCGCCAGGACGUUGUACUCCUCUCCGUCUUCCGCACCAGCGCUCGCAGGAGAAUCAGCAAACACACCAGCUGUGUCGGAAGGACCUCGCUCGCUGAUGAAGGCGGCCGCCGUCACGUGGGUGCCGACGCACAACGGCCACGUUGCCGCCUACGGCAGCUACUUUGAUGCAGCGAGUUUUCAAUGGGGAUACGCCUGCUGCCAAGCUACGAAGAAGGACACUCCCGGGUGCGCCGCGAAGUAG
Messenger RNA from Leptomonas pyrrhocoris, 1424 nucleotides. RefSeq lists its product as hypothetical. Gene Ontology annotation, molecular function: pre-mRNA 3'-splice site binding. The record is from RefSeq and is a predicted model, not a curated record. The coding region runs from base 144 to 1424 and encodes 426 amino acids. Gene Ontology annotation, cellular component: spliceosomal complex. NCBI's taxonomy places the organism in Eukaryota, Euglenozoa, Kinetoplastea, Trypanosomatida, Trypanosomatidae. The transcript has a single exon. Gene Ontology annotation, biological process: mRNA splicing, via spliceosome.